Messenger RNA from Papilio xuthus (Asian swallowtail), 1462 nucleotides. RefSeq lists its product as uncharacterized. The record is from RefSeq and is a predicted model, not a curated record. Lineage: Eukaryota; Metazoa; Arthropoda; Insecta; Lepidoptera; Papilionidae. The coding region runs from base 125 to 1183 and encodes 352 amino acids. The transcript has 6 exons.
CGACGACGAUUCUAUUAUUCAACUACUUACGUUGAGUUUUACAUUGUUACACAUCUACUCAUAAAACAGCCCUUUAUGAACUUUCUCACUUCUUUCAUAGAGUUUUUAUACAGAUGUUUCAACAAUGGAAACCCGUAAUAUAGUCAAGGACAAAACAUUAUACAUCGAAUCCCGUAAAAUAUGUGAGAUGCAUCCUACGAAAUGGCCCUCACUGGCCAGCGUGUGGGGCUCGCGGCGUGCGCUCGGCGGCCUGCACGACCCCAAGGACCCUCUCCUAACACUGCAGACGCUGAAGGCCCUCAAGUCGCUCAAGUCCCUGCAGUCGCUACAAUCUCUGCAAUCCCUACAGUCGCUGCGAGAGCUGCAGGCCAUGCAGCGGCCGCCGCUCAACUGGCCGCACGUCGCCAGCCACGACUUCAUAUUCUACUCAUCAAAAGGGGAAGAACCCAUUAUUCGACUAGAUAAGACACUGGGCCGAGUGCCGGGCGCGGGCACGUUCCCUCCACACUGGCUGCGGCUGCCCGCCACUCCACCGCCACAUUUUGAUGUGGGAGGCGGCGGAGUGGGGCAGACAGGGGCAGCGAGUAGGGCGCGGGGCGAGCGAGGCGAGUGGGGCGGGCUGGCGAGCGGCUGGGUGGCGGGGGCACUGCUGCUGCUGGCCGCGCUGCUGCUCGUACGCUUCGUCGACCGUCUCACCAGGAGGAUACUCAGCCUGAGAAGGCGACCGUCGGUGGAAUGGCCGACUCCUACCGUCCUUGCGACAUCGCAACAAUACUUGGAGGGAGACGACGUGCCUUCUCGAUCGCAGUCCGACGAUAACGCGGACCCGCCGCCGCCGUACUCUGCGUGCGCGCCCGCCGGCAUGUCCGCCGCCGACAAGCGAGCUGUGACCCUCGAGGAGCCCCCGCCGCCAUACUCCGCCUGUUAUGUCGCCUUCUCUAACCCGAAGGAGGGCAUUCCCUCCGUGCAUUUUUACAACGGACAGGGACAAAGCCUUAGUGUGGAGUCUGAGGGGAGCAUUAGUGAGCCCAAACUGCAAAAUGUAAUCAACAAAAGUGAUGGUUGUGAUAAUGUAAUCGUGUCAGCUGUGAAUUCAAGUAGAGAGGAGACAAUCGUUAUAGACUCGAUGCCGUCGACCAGCGGCACGGCCGGAGGAGGGAGACACAUUGUCAAUAUCGGCUGAGCUCUCAGCCUGAGAACAAGCUUUGUUAUCAAACUUCAAGCAAUAAAUAAGUGAUAAUUAUUUUAUCUUAGCUCCGGCGGUCCCGGUUUCAAUAAGUAUACUUGAGGCACAAACUUAGGGUGCGUAGUGACACGGAAAAUAUUUUUAAUCCAAUAACUUCAUGUUGUAUUUAUUCCUAGAAAUGUGUAGAUUUAAAUUGUGCUUAAUUGUAAGUAUUUAGGAACAUGUGACUUUUGUGAAAUAUGACAAUUAUACACUGAAUAUAAUUUACAAACAUUA